Scaptodrosophila lebanonensis is the source of this 935-nucleotide messenger RNA. Its product is annotated as GILT-like protein 2. The record is from RefSeq and is a predicted model, not a curated record. Gene Ontology annotation, molecular function: oxidoreductase activity, acting on a sulfur group of donors, disulfide as acceptor. The coding region runs from base 73 to 696 and encodes 207 amino acids. Lineage: Eukaryota; Metazoa; Arthropoda; Insecta; Diptera; Drosophilidae. The transcript has 5 exons.
ACAACUAAUCGGUAAUGCGUUACUCAUCGGUAUAUCCAAAACAUAUAUAAAGCAAGUAGAAGUUGAAGGAAGAUGAAGGCCUUUUUCUGCGUGUUGCUCUUAGGAGCAUUUUUAUUGGUAUUGCGCCCUACUGGGACCAGCGCCAGGCAUAUUCGUAAGACCGCACCUGAAAGACUGUCCAUAACUCUUUACUAUGAGACACUGUGUCCCGAUUGCAUGGAAUUUGUAACCGAACAGUUGUAUCCUUCGAUGAGAAAGCACUUGCCCUUCACGGAGCUCACAUUGGUGCCGUAUGGCAAUGCACAGAAAAUGGCAAAUGGUCGAAUAAUCUGUCAGCACGGACCCAAGGAGUGUGAACUUAAUGCCGUCCAUGCCUGCAUUUUGGAGCAUUUUGAUAUUAAAAGGGCUCUAUUACUAAUCGAAUGCAUGAUGCACAAUUGGACUAAUCUGCUACCCCAAUGCUCCUCCCGUUAUAACCUCAAUGUAGAUGAUGUUAACAAUUGCAUUCGGACCCGGACUGUUGAUGAAAUACUCAAAAAAUAUGGAGAAGAAACGGUUCCCCACAACGGUGUGCCAGCCAUAGCUGUUGAUAAUCACUACAAUAUCACGGAGCAGAACUUGCUAUCAGACCACUUCGAUAGGGUAUUCUGUGCUAAAUAUUUUGCCAAAUUCAAUAAAAAACUUCCCAAUUGUUAAGCAUCUGUGUAAACUGUGUAGCUAUAUUUUUGUUAUUUUACAUUUCCUAAUGUAAAUAUGAAUUUUUUAAAAGUUAACCAACAAUGAAACCACAAUGAAACCCUACAGUUAGGCUUAAGGACUAAAGUGAAACUGUUACCAGGACCUGGAAUGUAAAGAAACCACAAACCUUUAAUCCAAAAUCGAUUACUUUUUUACUUGAAAAUAAAAUCGAAACCAUAAUACAUUUAAAAAUACUA